Molecule: messenger RNA, 744 nt
Organism: Tauraco erythrolophus (red-crested turaco)
Lineage: Eukaryota; Metazoa; Chordata; Aves; Musophagiformes; Musophagidae
Source: RefSeq, a predicted model, not a curated record
AUGACCAUCAUGAGACCGGGCUCUGAAGACGCACCCCGGCUGGACCUGGGCAAGAAGGUGAGCACGCCACAGGACCUGAUGAUCGAGGAACUCUCCCUGCGGAACAAUCGUGGCUCCCAGCUCUUCCAGCAGCGCCAGAGGCGGAUGCAGCGCUUCGUCUUUGAGCAUCCCAGUGGCAUCAGGGAGCUCCCAGGGACAGGGAUGGGUGGCUCCCACCACACCAAGAAAGGCGACGCGGAGGGAACGGCAAACGAAUGGACGGCAGGGGAGGACGCCGGGGACCAGCAGAACUAUCACUCCGAGCUCCAUGUGGCAGCAUCGCCCCAGGGUGGCCCCCCCGAAGUGCCCAAGAAGACAGAGAAAGUCUUGCAGAUGAGCAAAGUCCUCAACCCUGACGCUCUGGCCCCGGGGUACUCGCGUCCCCUCAAAGAAAUCCCCCCCGAGAAGUUCAAUAUCACCGCCAUCCCCAAGGGCUACCGAUCCCCGUGGCAUGAGCUCCUCAGUGACAAGGACAAUGCUCUGCACGUCGGGAACCAGCUGCCCAUGAGACCCUCUCCGUGGGACUUCAGGAGCUUCAACAGGACUCCCACCCCAUUUGACAGAGCACUGGUCAUCGACCCGUUCUCUGGGCCUGCCAUGGAGCUGGACAACCUCAGCGCUCUGGAGGUGAUUUCCCACAGGCGCAACUUCAACAGAGUGCCGCAAGGUUGGGUGCGGAUUCUGCCGGAGAGCGACGAGCUGUAG